UUUGUUGACAAAGUGACAUUAUUUUAACAAAAUCCCCUUCUCCUUUUCUGACCUUAAAUUGAAACAAACUUCCUCUGUACAAGCAAAGCAAGAAGCUUUUCUUUCUUUCUUUCUUUCUUUGUUCAAAUUUUAGCUUUGAGUUUGGGUUUAAUCUUAAAAAAAAAAAUUGUUUUUUGUUGAUGGGUUUGCCUCAAACUCCUUCUCCUCCUCAUCUUUACCCUCAAGCACUUCAACUUAAGCUUUAUCAAGCCUUCAUAUUCUCCAUUCCAAUCCUCUUCUCCAUUAUUCUCUUCCUUCUUUUCUACUUAUUUUAUCUCAAAAGAAGAGCUUCCUCUCUCUCUUCUUCUUCUUCUUCAUCUCCUCCAAUACUUCCAACUACUUCCAAUACUCUCACUCUCUAUGUUACCACUGCUUGUCAAGUGGAUUUGAAGGCAGAUAAUCUCAUAGAAAAACUUCCCAAGAUCCAAUUCGAUGAAGAACUAAAGACUAGAGAUUCUCUGUGCUGCGUUUGCCUGGGAGAAUUUGAGAUAAAAGAGCAAUUGUUGCAAGUCCCAUCAUGCAAACAUGUGUUUCAUAUUGACUGUAUGAACCACUGGCUCAUCUCCAACUCAACUUGUCCUCUCUGUAGAUGCUCAGUCAUCCCAACGACUCGAUGUUCUGAUCCGCCCGGCAUUGCUCCGCCACCACCACUGGCUGGCUCAUCAGAGCUUCCUCCAACUUCCAACCAGACUGCAGAGAUGGGAUCAUAUUCACUCCAACAUCUGCAGCUGCAACAACAGCAACAGGAAGGAUCAAGUCAGAGUAUAUGCUAAGUGCAAUAAUCCAACCCUGCAUUGGAAUCACGGGUUUAAAUGAACAAAUAACUCAAGAGUUACUCCCAUGGAGGGAGGACAAGAUGUCCUCCAUAUUCAAAACGUGUGUAUAUAUAUAUAUAUAUACAAGCUUUUUGCAACCUCCCAUUGUACUUGACAGCUAGCCAGGCAUUGUGAUCUUCAGACAGCCAAAAUAGUCCUGUUUAAGAUCAAAA
Molecule: messenger RNA, 1027 nt
Organism: Benincasa hispida (wax gourd)
Lineage: Eukaryota; Viridiplantae; Streptophyta; Magnoliopsida; Cucurbitales; Cucurbitaceae
Product: putative E3 ubiquitin-protein ligase RHA4A
Biological process (GO): protein ubiquitination
Molecular function (GO): transferase activity
Source: RefSeq, a predicted model, not a curated record